GUCGGAGCCGGCGGGGGGUGGGGAGUGUGGCAGAGAAAUGGGGAACAAUGCGAGUGAGCAACUUCAGGAAGUCAUUGUGAAAGAAAGCUGGGAAGAGCUCGGCGGCCAAGUUAGCAGGGCACUCUAACAAGUGCCUGCGCGGCCCGCGCCCGGGGCGGCGACUGUGGCGACAGUGCCUGGGUCCCCGCGGAGCGCAGCCGAGCCGGGCGGGACGCUUGGCCUCGGCGAGGCGGCCGACCCGGGCGAGCCCGGCAGGGCAGUGGGAAACCCGGCUUCGAGGUUGCUCUUCGCACCCGAGGAUCAAUCUUGGCCCCCAAAGUGCGACGCACAAAUCCACAUAACCUGAGGACAAUGGACGCUGAUGAGGGUCAAGACAUGUCCCAAGUUUCAGGAAAGGAAAGCCCUCCAGUAAGUGACACUCCAGAUGAUGGUGAUGAACCCAUGCCUGUCCCUGAAGACCUUUCCACCACGUCUGGAGGCCAGCAGAACUCCAAGAGUGAGAGAGGAGUGGUUACAUAUGGGGCUGAUGGCUUUAGGGAUUUUCAUGCAAUAAUUCCCAAAUCUUUCUCUCCCAGUAAUGUUAAAGUAGAGACUCAGAGUGAUGAAGAGAAUGGGCGUGCCUGUGAAAUGAAUGGGGAAGAAUGUGCGGAGGAUUUACGAAUGCUUGAUGCCUCGGGAGAGAAAAUGAAUGGCUCCCACAGUGGCCAAGGCAACAAAGCUUUGUCGGGAGCUGGAGGCAUUCGACUUCCUAACGGCAAACUAAAGUGUGAUGUCUGUGGGAUAAUUUGCAUCGGCCCCAAUGUGCUCAUGGUCCACAAAAGAAGCCACACUGGAGAACGGCCUUUCCAGUGCAAUCAGUGUGGGGCCUCCUUCACUCAGAAAGGCAACCUGCUCCGGCACAUCAAGUUACACUCCGGGGAGAAGCCCUUCAAGUGCCACCUCUGCAACUACGCGUGCCGCCGGAGGGACGCCCUCACGGGCCACCUGAGGACGCACUCUGUUGGUAAACCUCACAAAUGUGGAUAUUGUGGCCGAAGCUAUAAACAGCGAAGCUCUUUAGAGGAACAUAAAGAGCGCUGCCACAACUACUUGCAGAGCAUGGGCCUUCCAGCCACGCUGUACCCAGUCAUUAAAGAAGAAACUAAUCACAGUGAAAUGGCAGAAGACCUGUGCAAGAUAGGAUCAGAGAGAUCCCUCGUGCUGGACAGACUAGCAAGUAACGUCGCCAAACGUAAGAGCUCUAUGCCUCAGAAAUUUGUUGGGGACAAGUGCCUGUCAGACAUGCCUUAUGACAGCAGUGCCAGCUACGAGAAGGAGAAUGAGAUGAUGCAGACCCAUGUGAUGGAUCAAGCCAUCAACAAUGCCAUCAGCUACCUGGGGGCCGAGUCGCUGCGCCCCCUGGUGCAGACACCCCCAGGCAGCUCUGAGGUGGUGCCGGUCAUCAGCCCCAUGUACCAGCUACACAAGCCCCAUGCCGAGGGCCCUGCAAGGUCCAACCACUCCGCCCAGGACAGCGCCGUGGAGAAUCUACUGCUGCUCUCCAAGGCCAAGUCGGUGUCCUCUGAGAGGGAGGCGUCCCCAAGCAACAGCUGUCAAGACUCCACGGACACCGAGAGCAAUACUGAGGAGCAGCGGGGUGGCCUCAUCUACCUGACCAACCACAUCAACCCCCAUGCCCGCAAUGGCCUGUCCAUCAAGGAGGAGCACCCAGCCUACGACAUGCUGAGGGCGGCCUCUGAGAGCUCCCAGGACGCCUUCCGGGUGAUCGGCACCAGCGGGGAGCAGAUGAAGGUGUACAAGUGUGAACACUGCAGGGUGCUCUUCCUGGACCACGUCAUGUACACCAUCCACAUGGGCUGCCAUGGCUUCCGUGAUCCUUUUGAGUGCAACAUGUGUGGCUACCACAGCCAGGACAGGUACGAAUUCUCGUCCCACAUCACGCGGGGGGAGCACCGUUUCCACAUGAGCUAAACCCUCCUCUGCUGCAUGGACCCCGCAAAGAAAAGCAUACAGGGCCACUGCCCUCCCCUCCCGCCAGCAGCACGGACUGGACGAGACCGUUGUGCUUUGAUUCCUAGGUGGUGUUUUGUUUUGUUUUGUUUUUUUAAGUUGGUUGGUUGGGAUUUGAUUUGCUUUUGAAAACAAAGAGAUUUUUAUGGUUAGAUGCAGGGUUACAUUUCAAGCCCCCAAACUGCCGUGUUGUUAGACGUUUUCCUAGACUGCUAGCUGAAAGCCCCCACGUGUUGCUUCCUAGAAUUCCCCUCCUCCAAACAACUCAUCAUUUUCAGAGAGAAUUUUAUAAGAACAGGCCAAAACCCGGGAAGGAAGGAGCCGGUUCCAGUGCUAAGUAUGGGAUUCACAGACCCAGUGUGGUUUCCAAGGCCCCAGAAGCAGUGGGCGCAGCCCCUGAAGUGUGGCCGUCCCCGCGAGCAACGCAGGUGAGCAGACCUGGGAGGUGCCCCAGCACAGCAGGGCCUGCGAACUGCACAUGCACCUAGGGCUGAAAGGCUGCAGUCAAAAGAAGGUAUUAUUCUAAGUCAUAUUCUGCAGGAAAAUAAAUUGUUGGGGAGAAGUUGUGACUAUUGGGCUCCCUGGGCAAGGAGAAGGAGAAGGAAGAGCCUUUUAGACUCAUUCUCGAUUUCCACACUUCUAUGAUGUUGCUCGGAAAACUGCUACGCCUUCUGGGCUUGUCAGGCGGAAUGAACUCACCUCUGGAGG
Messenger RNA from Ceratotherium simum simum (southern white rhinoceros), 2718 nucleotides. The record is from RefSeq and is a predicted model, not a curated record. NCBI's taxonomy places the organism in Eukaryota, Metazoa, Chordata, Mammalia, Perissodactyla, Rhinocerotidae.